Messenger RNA from Lasiodiplodia theobromae, 1692 nucleotides. RefSeq names its product F-box domain protein. Bases 1 to 1692 code for a protein of 563 amino acids. The record is from RefSeq and is a predicted model, not a curated record. Gene Ontology annotation, molecular function: protein binding. The transcript is spliced from 2 exons. NCBI's taxonomy places the organism in Eukaryota, Fungi, Ascomycota, Dothideomycetes, Botryosphaeriales, Botryosphaeriaceae.
AUGGGCUGGCUAAAGCACCUCCGGUCUAAGAGCCACCUCAAAGACAAGUCCAAACACCAUGGCAACGAUCACCAUGCCUAUCCGCACCCUCCGAUGCCAGUCUACCGCGGCCGUGACUGCACCGAGAAGCUGCCCGACAAGGUGCUGCGCCGCAUCUUCGAAUUCGUAUGCCCCCACACCACCGACGACACUUAUGAGACGAGCGAGAAGAGCAUGAUCGGAGAUGGCUGCAUGCUGUGCGAUUUGCGCGAUCUGGCCAGCUGCGCCCAGGUGCGCCGCCGCUGGUAUGGCGUCGCCCAGGGCUUGCUAUAUAAAUGCGUGCGGAUCGAUGCCGUCCACUACUGCGAACUUGAGGAAAUCUUGGCCCAGAACCGACGCCGCAAGUCGCGCCACGAGGCCACUGACGUGCCGACCGCCCGCCUCCAGCUUUUUGCCCGUACUGUCAGGGAUAACCAGUAUCUUGCCGAGACCGUCGAGCUGCUCAAGCUGCCAUACAUGACACGCGAGACGUCCAAGGCUGACCUUGCCCGCACCGUCUCCGUCCUGCCCAACCUGCGCUACGUCGAUCUGCCCGACGGAUUCUACUCUGGCGACGCCGGAAGCCACACCCUGCGUCAGGAGCUGCAGGUCCGCGGCGGCAACCUUCGGAAAAUGAAAUACGAUGCUGGCUCGGAACAACUCUUUGAAAUGCUUCUCCAGGGCUUCUGGCAGCGCAUUGAAGUUCUCGAGCUUAGUCGGCUGAGGGUCGAACCGGUGACUUUGAGGCAGAUCCUUGCCUGCCUGCCGCAUCUCCGUGAUCUGAAGGUCUCAGAGUCCCCUUGGCUGAACGACUCCAUGUUCGAAAGGGCGCCUAACGUCCCGGAAUUCCCGGCCCUAGAGCGCUUGACACUGGACGAGAUGCCCGGAAUCACGGCAAAUGGCUUGUGCGCCUACCUCAGCGGCCGUGAGAACUCGACGCGACUGAAUUACCUGUCACUGUCCACAACCGGCGUGACCGUGGACGAGCUCCAUACAGUCCUUACUGCUGGUCCGUACAUACGAGAGCUAGCAAUAUCCGGUACGGUAUCCACAUCGCUUCCGAUGCAAGCACGGCCACCCCUGAGGUCGAUGAUUCUCAGAACGCUCUAUUUCGAGAUAACCUCGGCCUCGAACGCCUUCCAAGGAUUGCAGCCACCGCACUCUUCUUAUUAUGCUUACCUAAUCUCAUCCCUCCUUACCAAUUCGCUCCCAAAUCUGAAAGACCUAUACGUCCGCGACCAAGACUUUGCAGAGACACUAACUCUAGCCCCGCCGAUGCCGUCAUACGCUACUGACGGUGGGUCCGGCACAAGAGGUCUGACCCAGCCCUUGAACAUCUACGCCAAGGGGCUUGAUGAACUCGAUUGGAUUUUCUCAACCUUCCAGCCUCCUGACGAGCCAGGCCAUAGGGGCAGCUUCAGUGGUGGACGGCCCUUGUCUGCGUACGAUGCGUCCAGGGGACUGGGUCCCCAGUGGGGCAACGAUAACCGCAAGAGCGUUGUCGUCGGCAACGGGUUUGGUGGGUUCCUGGCUGUUCCGGCGGAAAUGCCCGAGAGACCGAAGAGCGCCGGCAGCUGGACAAAGGGCGACAGCUCAGGCGGCCACUUCAGAGGCCACAACAGGGCGGACAGUUACAGCUACAAGAGAGCAAGCAGAGCAGACUUGUGGCGUUAG